Molecule: messenger RNA, 2822 nt
Organism: Juglans microcarpa x Juglans regia
Lineage: Eukaryota; Viridiplantae; Streptophyta; Magnoliopsida; Fagales; Juglandaceae
Product: receptor-like protein kinase FERONIA
Exons: 1
Coding region: 163-2790 (875 amino acids)
Biological process (GO): protein phosphorylation
Molecular function (GO): protein kinase activity; ATP binding
Source: RefSeq, a predicted model, not a curated record
GGCCAUAGUGUUUUGUAGCCUUUUAGGUCAAACUUUGCUAUUGACCCCUUGUCAUGAUAAUUGAUAUUAAUUGGCGUCCUCCCCCUACGUACCCACACAAAACAGAGAAAGGAAAAACUCAGUUCAAUUACCUGAUCUUCUCACUUGUUUCUAUCUACCUCGAUGUGGAAUUCCUUCCUCCUACCUCCUUUUACACCUCUCUACCUUGUCUUGUCCUUCUUGCUGCACCACCUUAUCUGCAUGGUCUCCGUUAAAUCGUCGUCACCUUACACACCCAUCGACCAAAUUCUCCUCAAUUGUGGCUCCUCUGGCAACUCAACGGCCUUGGAUAAUCGAACCUGGAUUGGAGAUGCGAAUUUAAAAUUCCUCCCUCUUGAACAACCGCUGAAUAACCACCCAUCUCUGACCCGUAUUGCAGCUAGACAAUCCUCCACUGCCGACCUAGUGCCCUUUGCCACAGCUCGCAUCUCUCUCUCCACGUUCACCUACGAUUUCCCCGUCACCGCCGGCCAAAAGUUCAUUCGACUAUACUUUUACCCAGCUUCGUACUCCGACUUCGAUCGCUCUAAAGCCCUCUUCUCCGUCAAAGCUGGUCCUUUUACUCUUCUUAGCAACUUCAACGCUUCACUCACGGCAGAUGCUGAUGGGGAUCCGGGCGAUACCAUAUUCAGAGAAUACUGCGUCAACAUCAAGGAAGAUCAGAGGUUGAACAUAACCUUCACUCCAUCUCUGACCGUUUCUGAUUCCUAUGCUUUUAUCAACGGAAUCGAAAUCCUAUCGAUGCCUCCAAAUCUCUAUUACACUCCGGAGGACGAUCAAGGAUUUUCUUUUAUCGGCCAGAUCAACACGUACAGCAUAAAGAACAGCACUGCUCUCGAGACAGUAUACAGAUUCAAUGUUGGAGGGCGCUCCAUCUCACCCACUGAAGACACCGGAAUGUUCCGGGCUUGGAGCCAGGACGACAAGUACUUGAAAGAAUAUAAGACACUUUUUCUACCUCUCAACAACACCAUCAAUCUAAGCUUUACCACAGUACCUCCGUACGCUGCACCGGAAUACGUCUAUCGGACUGCCCGAACUCUGGGGAACAACUCUGAUAUCAACCUGAGCUACAAUCUAACCUGGGAAUUCCCCGUUGAUUCUGGGUUUUAUUAUUUCAUAAGGCUACACUUUUGCGAGAUUCAGCCAGAGAUUUUCCAGGCCUCUGACAGAAAGUUCCAUAUUUUCAUAGCAAAUCAAACGGCUGAGGAAGGUGCCGACGUGAUUCUCUGGAGUGGUGGAAAUGGUGUGCCCGUAUAUAAAGACUACGCGGUUUCGAUGUUCACUAAAGAAAGAGACAAGAAGGUGAACCUCUACAUUGCUAUAGGAGCAGAACCGCAGAGGUGGAAGACUUCUUACCAAGAUGCAAUCAUGAACGGCAUCGAAAUCUUCAAAGUAAGCGACACUUCCAACGGCAAUCUCGCCGGACGCAACCCCGACCCAAUUCUGGUGACCCCUCCGACGAUUGAGCCACCAAGACAAUCGACGAACUCGAAGAAUAGUAGAAGAACGACCAUUUUCGUUGCUGCUGGUGGAUUAACUGGAUUAAUUAUGGCGUCGGUUUUCGGAUUCUUGAUUUUCCAGACUGGCAAGAAGGACAAGAAUUCGGGCUCCGCCGAUAUAGGAAAGUCCAAACGGUCAAAGGCCUCGUCGCUGCCGGAAGAACUAUGCCGCCACUUCUCACUACAAGAAAUCAAAACAGCAACACACACUUUCCACGAAGAGUUAAUUAUCGGCGAGGGAGGUUUUGGCAAUGUAUAUAAGGGUCUCGUUGACGAGGGUACCAAGACUCUGGCGAUCAAGCGCUUGAACCCGGAGUCAAAGCAAGGUCGUCACGAGUUCUUGACAGAGAUCGAAAUGCUCUCUCAGCUUCGCCAUGUCCACCUCGUUUCUCUCAUCGGAUACUGCAACGAUGACGGCGAGAUGAUCCUCGUCUACGACUACAUAACCAACGGCACGCUCCGCCAGCAUCUCUAUGACACCGAUAAUGCCCCCCUCGAUUGGAAACUGAGGCUGGAGAUUUGCAUCGGAGCGGCGUGUGGUCUGAACUACCUGCACACGGGCAUGAAGAAGCCAAUCUUCCACCGUGACGUGAAGACGACCAAUAUUCUGUUGGACUCGAAAUGGGUGGCCAAGGUUUCAGAUUUUGGAUUGUCCAAAGAGGGUCUAGAAAACACCGCAGUCAAUACCAUAGUAAAGGGUACGUGGGGGUAUUUGGACCCGGAAUACGCAAGACGGCAACAACUGACUGAGAAAUCCGAUGUGUACUCCUUCGGCGUGGUUCUCUUGGAACUUUUAUGCGCCCGAAAAGCACUAAAUAUCAAACUGCAGGAUGAGCAAUGGAAUUUGGCCAAUUGGGCCCGAAAAUGCAUUGAGAAUGGGAGCAUGGGCGAAAUCAUAGAUCCCUAUCUGAAGGGGAAGAUAGCUCCCGUGUGUUUCAAGGUGUACUUGGAGGUGGCGGAGAGUUGCGUGCGCGAACAGGGGAUCCAACGGCCUACCAUGAAAGACGUGAUGGAAAGGCUUGUCUUCGCAUUGCAACUACAAACGGAAGCAGAUGACACGAUGGAGAAAACCAAUCCCGACGGCGAGCAUACCUAUACGGAGGUGUUAUCAUUCCAUGUAGCCGGAGACACUCGGUUCAAUAACGAUCUUAGUGGACACGUGUUGGAAUCGGACAGUGGGACCGAGUUAACUUGGACUCAUGAUACUCGGUUGAGCUACCCAAGUCUAGGUUCUGAUAGUGUUAAUUAAGCUGAUGUGCCCUUCUAUGCUUUACCAACGUG